This is a messenger RNA of Camelina sativa (false flax), 837 nucleotides long. Lineage: Eukaryota; Viridiplantae; Streptophyta; Magnoliopsida; Brassicales; Brassicaceae. The record is from RefSeq and is a predicted model, not a curated record.
UAUUAUUAACGUCUCUUUAUAACAUGAUCCAAAGCCAAAAAAGUAUAAAUAAAAAAAAGUCUGUCGUCACAUGUGACAUGACCGUUUUUACAAAACGUUGUUAUUGGAUGAGAAUUCCAAUUUUUGCCUAAAUUUUGCAAACUCAAAAAUAUCUCUGAAUCAGUUAACAAAAAAACAUCAACUCGUUCCUUGUUUAGGCAUUCGUAUUAACCAAAAACCAAAAAAAGCACACACACGAGAAAUCAGAAAGUGUAAAAAAGAGAAAUAUUUUUUUUUUCUUUUUCGAUGCCUCCGACCAAUGAUUACCGAAUCUACGGCGAGCCACCGUCUACUUCGCCGUCUCCUUCACCGCCAAAGCCAAAAACAAGGAUUCUCUCUCUAUUCCUCGUUGGUGCAAUCAUGUUUUCGAUCUUUUCUCUCUUCCUCGUCCUUAUCGGCAUCGCCUCUGUUCUUCUUCUACCUCUCCUCCUCUCUUCUCUCCAUCGUCACCACCGACGUCGCCGACGUAACCGUCGACACGAAUCCUCAGAUGGGUUAUCUUCAAGAUUCGUGAAAAAGCUUCCUCAAUUCAGAUUCUCCGAACCCACGUCCACAUCAUACACACGGUACGGAAGCGAUUGCGUGGUUUGUUUUGAUGUAUUCAGACAGGGGCAAUGGUGUCGUAAUCUUCCUGGUUGUGGACACGUGUUCCAUCGAAAGUGUGUGGACACUUGGUUGCUCAAAGCCUCGACUUGCCCUAUUUGCAGAGCUAGGGUUAGUUUGAGGGAAGAAGGUGCACAAGAAGGAGAACUGUGGAGAUGUUUUAGUCGUAGACGAAGUAGUUUGCUAGAUUUGUAA